UUACAAGCCGCCGACUUUAUUUGCAUACCCAAUUUUAUCGGGUUUGCUGGAAUGCAAUGAUCAUAAUUCAUAGGAAAAGAGUUUUGACCGUUUUAGCUUUUGUGAUGGCUAUUUGUGUAUCUUUCCAGCUAGGUCUUAUACGGAGUACUCGUUCCUCCUUUUCUGACAUUGUUCGUGAACAACUAGAUGUCGAAAACCAUGUGAAGCGGAUCCAAUUACGAGGACUGAAAAUGAAUCACACGACAACUUCUACUUCGCAAACUCAUCACAAAUCAUUUCUUAUAACCAGGAGAUCUUGUAUGCAACAUUACGAUCUUCUUAUCAUUAUCUCAUCCGCUCCAGGUAACUUCGAAAGAAGGAAUAACAUUCGUCAGACAUGGGCAUUCGAAAGAUCCGCAAAACCAAGAUGGACGUCAGUUUUUCUGGUCGCUCAAACACGGAAUGAAGCAGUUUCGAACGUGUUGCUCGACGAAGAUGAAGCACUUAAGGACCUUGUGCGAGCUAGCUAUUACGACCACUACUGGAAUCAAACCCGAAAGAUACAAAUGGGCUUCGAGUGGGCAGUAACGUAUUGCAAUUUCUCGUUUCUUUUGAAAUUGGAUGACGACGUUUUCGUGCACGUUCCAAGAGUUCUCUCCUUCUUAAGCGCACCCACCACGCCGAAGAAGAUGCUUUAUGCUGGCUGUCAUUAUGCAAACAUGGGCCCUCAUAGGAAAGGCAAAUGGAUGGUAACUUACGAGGAGUAUAACGAGACAAGAUAUCCAGACUUUUGCCCCGGUUUUGGAUACAUUUUAUCUCACGAUGUUGUACGUGCAUUUGUUGACACUUUCUCUUCUUUGCCGUUCUUCAGACUGGACGAUGUUUACGUUGGUAUGCUGGCGAAUAAGAACGGAAUAAGUAUCACAAACAAUGUGGGCUUUGAAGUAUGGCAUCCACCCCAGUAUGUAUGUGUUCCGACAAAGAAUACUUUAGUCAGGCAUGAUGUAGGGGAAGAGUGCCAAAAGAAAAUGUUUAACUUAACCAUUUUCCCUCAGUAGUUCAGUGGCGUGGUUAGUACAUACGUAUAUUUAGAUAAAUUCUUCAAUGAAUGAUGUUUCCCUAUUCAAUAUCCAUUGUUCAUUUAAGUGCAGCCAUUUAAAGCUAUCUUUGUCUUGAAAGUGCGUUGCUCGAAGAGUCAGAAUCAGGGCAUUGGAUGCUACAACAUUCACCGACAAUCAGGCUGAGUUUCAGAGCAAGUUGUAUGUCUGUCAAAAUAAGCCGCAGAUAUCAAGAAACGACUAUCGCAGUUUAUUAUUUUCUGGAGAAUGUUAUUGAAUUUUAUUGCUUUCUCAUCUUGUAAAAAUUGAUUGCAACUUUAAAAACAUUUAUAUUUCUUUGAAAAUUCGCAAAAAGAAACUGUGAAGAAGCUUGUUGGAUGAAUUUGUAAAGUUUGUACCACAUUGUAUUGAUAUGCUUUAAAAGUGUCUGGGAAUGAGUUGCUCUUAGAGGCUAAAGCUAUCAAAAUGUGAUGUAAGAUCUAGCUCUUACUGACUUGAGAGCAAUCAAAACUUUAUAUUCUUUCAUCCAGACACAUGCAGGGUGAAGAAGCAAGAGACACGGAACAAUUUAUUUCAGAAACAAUUUAGUUCAGAAAUCAACUCUUCUUGCGGGUUUUUUAAGCAAUCUUAAAACAUUGACUCAUACAUGUAACCAAAGAUUACUCAACAGAACUAAUCCGUUUCACUUUAGAACAGAAACUGUCACACGGCUACAGGGGUCAAAUAAUCUCUAGGCUUUCAAUUAAAAUUUUAAUUUUACCUAUUAAAAUAGAGUCCUCAUCAUUAUGCUUAAUAAUCGGCUGACUAAAAACCUGCUUUUGAUGUGAAAAUAUGUUGGUUAUAGUAUUUAUGUUGUUACAUAUUGUCAGUUUAGAAUUAAUAAACUCAUAUUAAUUCAA
Pocillopora verrucosa is the source of this 1936-nucleotide messenger RNA. Its product is annotated as beta-1,3-galactosyltransferase 1-like. Gene Ontology annotation, cellular component: Golgi membrane. Lineage: Eukaryota; Metazoa; Cnidaria; Anthozoa; Scleractinia; Pocilloporidae. Gene Ontology annotation, molecular function: hexosyltransferase activity. The record is from RefSeq and is a predicted model, not a curated record.